AUGCAUAUUUGUUGUCAUCUCGAUAUUGUUCAACUGCUGCUGCAACACGGAGCAGACGUCAAUGGAAGAGGAUUCGGAAAUCAAACAGCGAUAUGGCGCGCUGUGAGUACGGGUCAGCGGCACAUCGUGCAGUUUCUUAUGCAAGUGCCGGGCGUCGACUUAAACGUGAAGGAGACGGGGACAGGAGACAAUCUUUUACACCUGGCUGUGAACUCGGAGUACGCGGCAAUUUAUUGGGAUAUAGCGGAGAAGGCCCCGCACCUCGAAGAUGAAAAAAACAAAGAAGCACUGACACCAGUAGGCUGCGCUUCUUCUUCUUUUAUGAAGGCGCUGAAAUUUGAAUUUGAACUUCGAAAAAAUAAAAACGAAGAAAUCAAACAAAUCGAUGAAAAUUAA
This is a messenger RNA of Eimeria acervulina, 396 nucleotides long. RefSeq names its product ankyrin repeat domain-containing protein, putative. The record is from RefSeq and is a predicted model, not a curated record. The transcript is spliced from 6 exons. The coding region runs from base 1 to 396 and encodes 131 amino acids. Lineage: Eukaryota; Apicomplexa; Conoidasida; Eucoccidiorida; Eimeriidae. Gene Ontology annotation, molecular function: protein binding.